GACGCCACGCAGCUGGCCACGCGCCUGGUGGCAAAUUACGGGAUGAGCGAGCUGGGCAUCACCACGUAUGCGCCCGUGCCGCAGCGCCCCGGCUCGGUGCAGAAGACGUUUGAGGUCAACGUGGAGAGCAUCGACGCCGACCUCUUUGGCUCCAGCAUCCGCGGCGGCGGCUUCCAGCCCUCGGACGAGACGCGGCACAGGAUGCGCGCCGCGGUGCACUCGCUGCUGGUGGAGGCAUACAACCGCAACCUGUACGACCUGCAGGCGCACAAGGCGGCGCUGCUGGCGGCGGCGGACGCCAUCCUGGGCCAGGAGACGCUGACGG
Molecule: messenger RNA, 325 nt
Organism: Chlorella variabilis
Lineage: Eukaryota; Viridiplantae; Chlorophyta; Trebouxiophyceae; Chlorellales; Chlorellaceae
Exons: 3
Biological process (GO): proteolysis
Molecular function (GO): ATP binding; metalloendopeptidase activity; ATP-dependent peptidase activity
Source: RefSeq, a predicted model, not a curated record